ACUAUUUAUCUCCUCGCAGUGACAUCACUGCAUUUCUGUGAGCACAUGCCGGGCGUGACGAGACACCGCGGAGGACGCUCUAUGUUUGGGAAGAUGAAUCACCCUGAGCUUAAUAGAAAACACCCAAAAAGGUUCACUUCAAGAGGACAAUAACCAUAACGCGUGUAAUUUCCUCCUACAAGUGUAUUUUACAAUACAUACGCCUAAACGCCUGCUGGUCGCUCAUGUUGUUCUCCUCAUCGUCUCAGAGCCCACGAAUGUGAGGCAGAGUGACCCCUCGUACCGCUUGUCUCUGCAUGGGGACGGAGACGCUGUCCCCCACCAGCAGCCCAUACUGGGCAGAGCCGGUGGUGGGAGGGACUGGGUACGGAGGUGGAGACGGGCCGCAGUUGCCGGUAGAGCCGAGCGGGCCAAAUGAGCACACGAGGACAGUAGCGGGGUCGGCUUGAGUGACAGGGGCCCCUCUUUUAUUUUUUUGUGCCGAGGUGUGACGGAUCUAUAUAAGAGGCCGAGGCUCCGACCGCAGGCAGAGGAGACACCCGGAGAGACACUGACCAUCCCAGCGGACCACCAGGGGACUUAACGCGGCCUUCAGUUACCCACAGUGCUGAUAAACCACCACGGCGAGACGAGGAGCGGGAUGGGACUGCACAGCGUGGAGGAACUGGUGUCCGGUAAGAGGUCAGAGGGCAAAGAGACAGACGACUUCCAAGGCGGCGUGUACGAGGCGGCUGUCAAUCUAGAGAAGCGGGAUGACCGGCGGUCCCACGAGGUGGACGCAGGUCUUUCAGAGGAGGCCGACAGCGGCAGCGAGCAGGAACACGUCAGUGUGGCAGAUCUCCACACGGAUAAAAGCGGCCGGCUGAAGUUGGAGACGGUGGACGACCUGUUCAACAUCCUGCAGCUGAGGAAGAGGAGAAGGGAGAGGAAGGCGCCCGUCCAUAAGAAACAGCAGCCGCAGCCGGAGAGCGUGCCAGAGACUGUGGAUGAUCAGCUGUUUCUGACGGCAACCACGGAGAACAAACUGCCCGUGGUGGAGAAGUACCUGACCGAUGGAGGGAACCCCAACGCAGCCGACCACUUCCAGAGAACAGCUCUGCACAAAGCCUCAUUCAAAGGACACAUGGAGGUCAUGAAAAGACUCCUGGAAGCCGGAGCUUCCAUUGGGAAAAAAGACAAGCUGGAGGCCACAGCGGUCCACUGGGCCUGCAGAGGAGGCAGCCUGCCGGCCCUGCAGCUCCUCCUCGACCAGGGAGCCAAGUUCACCGACAGAGACAAGUUGCACAGCACUCCCCUUCACGUCGCCGUGCGGACGGGACACUGCGAGUGCGCCGAGCACCUCAUUCACUGCGGCGCCGACGUCAACGCCAAGGACAGGGACGGAGACACGCCCAUGCACGACGCUGUGAGGAUAAACCGGUUCAAGAUGAUCAAGCUGCUGAUGAUGUACGGGGCCAGCCUGAAAAGCAAGAACUGUGAGGGAAAAACUCCACUGGAGACACUGAAUUCGUGGCAGAACGGCGCCAAGAGCCUCCUGUGUAACUUCAGCCAGUAGAAUCCAACGCAUUCCGCCGACGGCAGGGAGUCAACGUGAGACCCAGAAGAUCUUUACUGAUCCAUUUAUUGUUCAAGAGGCACGCGUGUCUUUCUCACCCGGUUCCAGCAUUUUGAAUGUUAAUGGCCGAGUUCCAUUUCUCACACUACAUGUUUGAGCAUCUUACGGCCACGUGGGCAGCAGAGCCCUGAAGGAGCCUUUGAUCAACAAUGUGAAAUCUAAUCAGGUUGUUUAUAAUGUGAUAAAUAGCAGAGAUAGAUGAACUGUUUGCCAAAUAUUGCUGGACAAUGUCUCGGCCGACAACAGGGAGUUGUUUUUUUUUCUUCUUUUCUUAAUGUUUAAUUUAAACUGGGUUGAAGUGCAUCGAGAAAUCAUGUAUUUAUUGAUUCAUGAUCAUUGUAAUCAAUUAACCUAAAGUGUUUUUACCAUAGACAUAAUAAGCAAGUUACUGUAGGGGUGAACCGAGUGUUUGAGGGUUUCGUUCAUGUUUAUGGUUAGAUUUAAUUAUUUAAUUGAUUUUCAUUUGCUCAAACUGGAACGUAGUGUGUGUUUUUCUCUGGUUCACAUUUCCCUCACAGUUCUAUAGGAACAGUUUGUGGAUUGAACCAAGUGUAAGAAAGUCCUUUAUUUGUAUAAAAUGGCUCCAGCUCGGUGUAAAUUGUUUAAAGGGCAACGGGAGGAACUGAGCCUCACCUUGCUGGCAGGUUGUGCGUGUUACACUUAAACAUUCAGAAGACUUUAACCAAGUUCUUUAAAAGUUCUUUGGUUUUAUGAAUUUUAAGAUUGAGAGUUGAGACACGAUGAAGAAGGUUUUUGGAUCAGGAUGAGAAGAACCUCUCCACUUACUAUUGAUUAAUUGUUAAUGUGUGUGAUCAGCAGUUUUACCAAAUACCUUUACUGCGUUUUUUGAAAUGAGCAGCAAGUAAAAGAAACGCUUGACCUACACACAAGUAUUUUGACUCAUCUUAAUCGUGGCUUGAAGUAAGUUUAGUUACUUUUUUUUCUCCCUUUCAAAUUUAAAAAAAAACCCUCAUUGUGAAAAAGAGCUUCAAUUUGUUAUCUGCGCUCCUCACGUUUUGUCUGGACGUUCAGUCCAGACGACCUUCCGACAAACCCUUUUGCCAGUUUCUUUUAAAGGUGUUUUAAUUUGAGCGUCACCUUAUCAAAGGUCACCUCAGGGACACGCAGGCCUCAACUGGCCACAGCUGACAUCACACACACACACACACACACACACACACACACACACACACACACGCAGUGCGGGAGGGACUAAGCUAAAAAGUCAAUGUUGGUUCAGAGGAUGUUUGACAAGUGUUUAUGGGGAAAGAAGUCUUUACGAAUCAUGUUUUAUGGUCAAAGACGUACGUGCAAUUUGCCUCGUGUUUAUGGAUGUUUGAAUAAAAUCUAUUUUCAAUUU
Molecule: messenger RNA, 2975 nt
Organism: Gasterosteus aculeatus aculeatus (three-spined stickleback)
Lineage: Eukaryota; Metazoa; Chordata; Actinopteri; Perciformes; Gasterosteidae
Product: ankyrin repeat domain-containing protein 1
Molecular function (GO): protein binding
Source: RefSeq, a predicted model, not a curated record